AAAUAAAUAAAUAAAAAAUAUAUAAAAAUUAUUAAGUUAAUAAUAAAAUUGCCUAAGAAUGAAUAUCUUUACCUUUCAAAGGAACAUUUUUUUUAUAUUUUUCAAAAAGAUAAUUAUGAAUAAUUCUGCUUAUGGCAAAUAGGUUGUUUUAAACCAUUUCAUUAUCUGGCUGCACGGUCUAGAGAGGUCGUCUUGUCAGUUCUUAGAUUAUAUCGAGAAAUACGUCAGAGGGACAUUAUAAUGCAGAGGGACAUAUAUACAUAUAUAUGUUCUUGAUCAGUAUCAUGCUAUGAAUAAAUUUGUCUCUACUCGUCUAUCAAUUUAUCAGUUUAAAAAGUGCACGAUUCGCCUAUGAAUCGGAAACGAAGAACAAUUGAAAAUAUUUUAAAAAACCAAUUACUUCAAAGUAGAUUCUAUCAAAAAGUACAGGAAACUGUCGAAAAUAGAACACAUUUUUUAAUUCAUUAUUAAGUGUGACGAUGUGAAGAUUUCUCUGCUUCGAUAGCCAUUUGCCGGAAUAGCGUCUCUCUUUGUAACGAGGAAAGCAAAAAAUAAACUAACAAAGGGAUAGCUUUCCCGGUGAAUUCAAUGAGGGAUAAAUGGUUUUAGCAUUUUCGCCUUAAGGUUACGCGGCACAAGAAUAAACAAAAUUAAUUUCAUUGGGAACAAGGCGAACUGUCGCUUUUUUAUGACAAGAAAAAAAAAAAAUAACAAUGUCAAACUUCAAGAUAUCGUAAAACGGAUUCAUGAUAAGUAGUAUUGCUUUGCAAUGUGCUACUUAUUCGAUAUACUUUGGCGGCCGUGCGUGAAGACACUAAUUGGUACACAUAGGUCUUACACUUUCCUUGAAAGCAAGUAAAAAGACAUCAUUGCUGGUUUCUUCCUAUAAUUGUAGCGAUUUCAUUCAACAACAUUUGCUUUAGAAGGAAAGGAAGAUCUGAAACCCCAAGAUGGACCACACACAACGAAUAUAGUUAUAGUAAACAAGCUAAUGCACAGGUGGCUAGGGAAACUCACUUCUUUAUUAUUAGCAAAUUACUUUACUAUCAAAUCCAAAGACUAAAUUUGUUAAUAUCGCUUAAUACUGAUAUUUAAAAAGACACUAGUCCGAUGCUUUUCUUGACAAAAUACCGUCGAAAGAUUUCUAAAAAAAAAUUCCAUAAUUUGACCCACCAAUUCCUCGGGUCCGUUUAUUGGCACUUGCAUAAUUUAUAAAAAGCUUUAUCAUUUAUUAUAAAAAUAGUAAUAAUAGUAAUAAUAAUAAUUAUGAUAAUUAUAUAUAAUUUUAUACUUGGUGUAGACAGACGUUAUUUAAGAUUUGCUUUAAAAUGGAUAAUUCUUGUAUUGGUUUGGUUCCUCUUUGAUGAAAAAACUUUUGAAGAAAAUUUUAAAAUAAAUUCUUUAAACGACAGUUAACACGAACAACGAUAAAAAAAAAAAAGAUUAACUUUUUUUUUUAAACUACUCAUGCUGGACUUAAAGCACGCGCUUCUAAUUAUUGUGCCGUCAUCGUCUUUAACAAAAUUACAACAACGACAACAAUAACAACAACAACAACAAUAAGAACAACAACAUCUCUAACCUCAACCCGAAUCCCAAUAAACAUCAGUUGUAACCAUACAGUAGAGUCUGCGACAAUAAUAGAAACAAAAAGCAAAAAAAAAAAAACAUAACAACAACAAAAACUUGCUAAACAUAGUUACUGCAAGAUUUUUAAAUGAAUAAAAAUACAAAAACAAAAAAGCAAACAUGCGCAAAAAAGGCGACAUUCCUGUUUUCUUACAAUUCAUUGAAUUUUUAGGGUAAAGGAAAGAAGAAAAAAAACUCUAACAUCCAAUCGAAUCAAAAUUGAUUCGCAACCACAAACGCCAUUCAUAUGCUUGGCGUUAUAUAUUAAACACAUUAUUGAAACAGAAGUUUAAUCGAAGCGAAAACAAAAAAAAAAAAAAAAAUUAAAUAAAUAAAGCAACGAAAAACUAUUCGUACUGCCAACAAUCAGAUGGAGUUAAUUAUCAUAUUUGCCGCGUAUGUAUGACAAUAACUACGAACACGGCUCUGACAUCAUUACCAUCAAUAAUUAAAACUAAAAACCAUACUGUGAUAUCAAAAACCAAAAGAUGAAGUCGUUAACCUUCAACUUGUUUGCAAUUUCUAUACCGCUACUUUUGGUAGCAAACUCAUCAUAUUCAACGUCAUUGCUAGCAACACCCUCGGCCACAGUACAUAAAAGAACCACACCAUCGCAUACUACCACAACAGCAGCACCAUCAUUGAAAGCACCGAAAUUGCAAGUGCGACGUCAUACAAUUCCAUCGUCCUCAGCUGCUAGCACAAGUUCACCAACACUGGUAACAGCCAGCAGGCAACGUCAACGAGCAAAUACCUCCACCACUAUGAGAAAACCUAUUUUAGCGGAAGCAACCACAUUAGCAUCUACAAGGCUAGUGAGGCGUGCAGAUACCACAACACAAGCCAAUGCUAAAACACGAAAUUUGCGGCAAAAUCGUAGCUUUCAAAGUGCAAUAUCAUCUGCUUCAACAAGCAAUACUAACGAUGGAUUCAUGUCUGCAUCACGUAAACAUAAAACCAAUGAACGACGUCAUCAACUACGCCAACAACCACUAGCAAUAACGGACGACAGCAUCAUAACAAAUUCAACUGUAGUUAACCCCUCGAACAGUCAUCGACAGACGAAGAAUACCUUUUUACCAGCAAUAUAUAAAGCAAGCGAUAUGACAACAACGAAACCAAUGAAGAUUGAGCAUAAUCAGCAAAUCCAAAAAACGCCUCGCAUGAUUCAACGCUUAGUUGCUGGUCAUAUACAAAACUCCCAGGGACGUUCGUCGUAUGAAAUAUCGGCCAUAACUACAAAUAGUACUACAAGUAAAACUACAACAGCAACAACAGAGUCGAAACCCUCUGCGGCAACUUUUCGACGACGACCAAUGGUUAACGUUUAUACUCACAAGCAGCAACAACAACAACAACAACCAAAGGCAGCUGUUAAUCUAGGAACAACUGCGGCUACUAUUACGACAACAACAAAGAAACCCGUAAUUUCACAAAACACUAUAAAACAUUCCGCAUACGAUGACCGCGAUUAUGAUGAGGCGCUGCUUAACGAUUCUGAAGAUUUUGAUAAUUGGGAUCACGGCAUCUUACGUCUAAGUGCUGGAUCUGGCAAAGAACAUGCAGGUAAAUCUAAAAAAUCAAAGGAAGAUUCGAAGAAAACCUUAGCCGACCAAGUUAGGGACGGUAAAUAUGGAUUGAUUGAAAAGGAAUUGUUCCGAAAGCCCCCAAAGAGACCUGGUGUGUUAAGCUAUUUGCCAAAUAAAGAGGUACCCCAUGAUAACGAACGAAAUUUUGGCGGUUUAAAUGAAGAAGACAUAUGGCUGGCAGAAGAUCACUUAUUAGUUAUUAAAGGAGGCAGCUUAAACGAAGAUAAUCCGGAGGAACCUUGGCCACCGAUAGAUGAUUACGUAGCACCUGGACGGCAAAUAAAGAUAGCAGCUAAUCCCAAAAUUCCGCCACCAUUUCCUGUCCAACUCGAAGAGAACGGCCCCGUACAGCUUAUCGGAAAUAAUAAACUCACGGUCGUCUAUCCGAUCGCUAACGAAUCGUUAUCCAUUUAUUCCGUCGGCAAGGAAACCUACAACAAGGUGUCCGAAAGUGACAGUGACGACGAGAAAAAUUUUAUUGCCCGGCCGGGAACGUUUGAAGAUGCUAAAGAAAACGAGCCUUCGUACAACUACCACGACCCGCCGCCGUGGCUCUAUCACAACCAAACAUUUGUCAAUCCGUCACUAAACAGGCCUCGCCCAGUGAGUUUUCCUUAUUUGGGUCCCUUUCUUUUUGGACGCAAUGGUUCUUUAGAUAAUAUCAACAAUACCGAAGAUUUUGAUGAGGACGACCCGUCGCUUUAUUAUCCACCAGCCUACAGCUUUGUAUAUAAAAGCAAUUACACGAAUCCCGUACUUCCAGGCCCUCUUGUACCAGGUAUAGUGGUGCCACCACCUCCCAACCAUUUUAGCCGCCUUGACAAAGCCACCAAGGAGCGUAAAACUUACACAACUACUUCAUCCCCUCCGACGUAUCGAUACAGAGUGCAUGGUGUUACAUCGUUAAGUACAACAAGCACCACUUCCACAACUACAACUACUGCACCGGAACCUUCGCAAGUACCAUUUAGACACGCUAUUACUAAAAUUUCGGAGUACACACCUAAAACUAUUAAUAUCGUUAGUCCAAGACCCAAGCCAAACAUAUACAAUAGUCUGUCAUCAAGUCGUUUACCAUCUACACCACCAUCUACGCCCUCACCUCAACUCGUUGAACCUGUACCAGUGCCUGUAGCCGUCCCUAUACCUAUCUACCCUGUUAAUUAUGAACCAACGUCUCGUCCUAUCGUUACUUUUGUGCCGACAACGCCUGAAACAAAUGAUGUUGACACCGUUUCCAAAGGAAAUCCAAUAUAUUAUGAGUAUUUCGAAGCAAAACGUCAACCUACGGUAUCUAAUGUUAUUGAAGAUUUUAUUUCAACCACUUCGAAACCUUCAUCGUUUAGAAAUCCUGUGAAAUUAUACGCGACCCAAAAAAGGCCCUACAAGCAAUUAAAUCAUCACCGUAAUUAUCAGCAAACUGUAACAUCCAAUCGCCCUUAUGAUCACUUGGAAGAGAAUGUAGUUGUUAUUACGCCGAAACCAGACGUACGCUACAAUAUGAGACCUUUUUAUAGAGUGCGGCCUCUAACGAACUUUGAGCAAGAAGUUGACACAUUGCGGGACGCUUUACGUUUCUAUCAAAGUCAAGAAUUACGCGAUAAUAGCAUACCUAGAACACCUAAAGCAAAAGCGGUAUUUGAUUAUAAUUUUGAUGGAUCUAAAUCUGGGCAAAUUAAUGGUCGAAAUAAGUUUCAACCACCGUCAGCGUUUGAUGAUGAACCGUUUAAGCCAAUGGUAACUUAUAGCCCUCAAUCAAAUGAUGACAAUGCUUUCCAAGCUUUAAGAGCAGAAAAAACUGAUUCACAAAGAAACAUCGAAUCUAAGUAUCCAUCCACGACACUGUUACCUGGGCCACCGCAAAGCCGAACUAAGAAACUAAGACUAAGAGCUAAGUAUUUGCAGCAACCUGCUGCGGCUAAUUAUCAACAACAUACGAACGUAGAAUAUGGAAAUGAGCUUCGGCAACCCAUUUGGGUUGCUGUCAAUAAACAAGAACUUCACGAAUACACGGAUCACGAUUUCCAAGCGCCGAACGAACGACAGCCAGAUGCAUUACAAGUACCUGUACCAUUUUUAAAUACAAGAACUAGGGACUUUCCCGGUUAUUAUUAUAAUUCUAAUAGCCAACAGCAGCAGCAACAACAAUCAGUUCGUCAAAAUAAUAGAUUCUAUGAAGAGCCUUUCCACCAAAUACCCAAUCGAAAAUUUGUUGGUUUUAGAGGACAACAACCAAUAGCACAAACCCACGGACCCGUUUGGAGCUUAGAAAAUGAUACAUAUGUUAACUACGCAUCGAACAGACCACCCGUUAAUCCAGAUGCGGAAUUUAUUAACCCCUAUCAGGGUAAUUUACCAUACCAAGGGCAAAGAUUGCCUUCAAUACCAGCUCCUGCCUUUUCACAUCAAUCCCAGUAUUUUACUUCGCAACAACAACAUCGACUACCGCCCAGACACUAUCAAUUACAGUCUGCACCACCAUCAGCAUUGUUGCCACAACAACAACCUCAACAGGUACCAUUACAUCGCGAUAUACUAGUGAAUUAUCGACAACCGCUACCACCCAUAAAUCCUGACAGCGAAUACAUAUCACAUCCGCAGGUGGUGAGAAAUCAAGCGAAGCAAAUAUUUCGACCUACGAAUUAUCGUUUGCAGCCGCCAAACCUUCCAUCCAUUCCAGCUAACGCAAAUAGUGAUGUUUACUAUUUAACACCCAAAUAUCGUCGUGCCAAUAGCAAUAAUAAUAAUAAUAAUAAUAAUAGUAAUAGUGAUAAUAAUAACCACAAUAACAACAACAGCAACAGUAAGGCGAACAAGAGCAAUGAUAAUAACAAUCACAAUCAAAAUUUAAACAAUCAAAACAACAACAGCGACAACAACGGUAAUUCUAAUGGUAAUUUUGGCAAAUAAUGCAAAGAUUUGUGUAUUAGGAAUCAUUCAGUCAUUUAAAGUCGAAGAUGAUAUUUAAAAAUGCAUUCAAAACUUUUAAAGUAUCCAUAUUAUUAGCAACAAAUUUUUUUCUUUAACGGCUU
Glossina fuscipes is the source of this 6250-nucleotide messenger RNA. RefSeq lists its product as uncharacterized. The record is from RefSeq and is a predicted model, not a curated record. Lineage: Eukaryota; Metazoa; Arthropoda; Insecta; Diptera; Glossinidae.